GGGGACACGCAAAAUUUUGAGUGCAAAGUGAUUGGAUAUCCUAUUCCAACUAUCAAAUGGUACAAAGAUGACAUGGAGAUUGCAAAUGAUUCAAGAUACGAAGUUGACUUUGAUGUUAACAGAGGUGUGGUGACAUUAUCAAUAAAAAAUUUAACACUAGCCGACGAAGGGUUGUAUCAAUGCAGAGCUGAAAAUAGUGAAGGCCUUGCCUCUACGAUGACAUAUUUGGCAGUCAAAACUCCAAGAAUAACAUAUGAAAACUCAUUCAACAAAGUGCAAUCUGUCCGAAUAGGGGGAACCUUAUCUCUCGAAGUCAAUAUCAGUGGUUGUCCAAAAUCAACAGUAUCUUGGUUUUGCGGCGUAAAAAAAUUAUUAACAAAUUCAAGAAUAGCAAUGGAGAAUGCUGGGAAUUGGAAUUAUUUAAAAGUAAGAUGUCUACAAGAAGAAGAUGCUGGUCUUUAUAAGGUCCACGCAGAAAAUAUUGCGGGGCAAGAUACAGCG
Helobdella robusta is the source of this 501-nucleotide messenger RNA. RefSeq lists its product as hypothetical. The annotation marks the transcript as partial. The record is from RefSeq and is a predicted model, not a curated record. The transcript has 2 exons. Lineage: Eukaryota; Metazoa; Annelida; Clitellata; Rhynchobdellida; Glossiphoniidae.